AUGAAGAACAGGCGUUUCUCUUCUUCUUGAUCGAAACCCUGGCUUUGACUCGGGAGAUUUUCUGUUCUUGGCUGCAUCUGUGAAGGCGAGGGAGGCUCGGCGAAAGGCUAUCGAAGAGAUGGACGAACAGAAGAAAGCUGCGUUCGAAGGCAUGAAGUUUUACAAGUUUUACCCUGUACAGACCCCAACUACUCCGGACAUCAGCCAAGUGAAGGUGAAAGCCCUCCCUCCCUCCCUCUUCGGUUUCAUCUAGACGCUUCUUGACGACUAUUUUCUCUAUGGUUUUGUCGUGCAGUCGCCAUUCAUUAAUAGGUACUAUGGAAGGGCUCACGUGGUGCUGUGAUCUCCAUUCCCUCCCCAUCUUUCCUGGCUCCCGCCCGCUAUGGCCUUUGCUUCUGCUGCUUCGUUGACCAGAAGCAUCAAAUUUUGGCGCUUGUCACAGAGAGAGAGAGAGAGAGAGAGAGAGAGAGAGAGAGAGAAAUCUUUUCUCACAAGCGCCUCCCCUGGUGGGUUUUCUCUGUUGUAUCUGUAGUGGUACUCGGCUGCUUCCAGUGCGCUGAGUGUCAUGAUGCUCGUUGA
Molecule: messenger RNA, 579 nt
Organism: Spirodela intermedia
Lineage: Eukaryota; Viridiplantae; Streptophyta; Magnoliopsida; Alismatales; Araceae
Source: the annotation of a GenBank genome assembly